Morus notabilis is the source of this 2819-nucleotide messenger RNA. RefSeq names its product receptor-like serine/threonine-protein kinase At4g25390. The coding region runs from base 180 to 2198 and encodes 672 amino acids. Gene Ontology annotation, molecular function: protein kinase activity; ATP binding. Lineage: Eukaryota; Viridiplantae; Streptophyta; Magnoliopsida; Rosales; Moraceae. The transcript has a single exon. The record is from RefSeq and is a predicted model, not a curated record. Gene Ontology annotation, biological process: protein phosphorylation.
AACUGUGAAUAAACACACAGACAAACAAACAACUCCCUCUCUUCCUUUACAGCAAACAAAGAAGAAGAAAAAAAAGACAGCGUCUUCUUCUUCUGCAAUCUUCACCAGUGCAGCGAUGAAGAUUCACUAUUGGUAAGCAGAAAUCCAAAAGUUUGUCUUUUUCGUUAUUCCCGUUGAACAUGCCGUCUCGUUCAAUCCCAGCUCCGUCGCCGGCGCCUUCCCAGUUCCGCCACACUCCGACGGCUCCUCUGGCGGCGGCGGCCACCGGCGCCGCCUUCUCGGUCCUUCUAUUCUUGGUUGUCUGCUUCCGCAAGGUCACUCGCAAGCGCACGGCCCCCGAGGCCGACUCCAUCCCCAACUCCAAAUCCAAGCCUCCACACCGCCUCCCCUACGCCGUCCUCCGCCGCGCCACCGACUCCUUCUCCCCAUCCCGCCGCCUCGGCCAGGGCGGCUUCGGCCCCGUCUUCUACGGCACCCUCCCCAAGACCGGCCAGCAGAUCGCCGUCAAGCUCAUGGACUCCGGCUCCCUCCAGGGCGAGCGCGAGUUCCAGAACGAGCUCUUCUUCGCCGCCAUGCUCGACUCCCACCAUGUUGUCUCCGUCCUCGGCUUCUCCUCCGACCGGAAGCGUCGCCGGAUGCUGCUCGUCUACGAGUUCAUGCACAACGGCAAUUUGCAGGACGCUCUACUGCAUCGGAAAUGCCCCGAGCUGAUGAUGUGGAAGAAGAGGUUCGCGAUCGCGGUCGAUAUCGCCAAAGGCUUGGAGUACCUCCACGGAUUGGAGCAGCCGAUUAUCCAUGGCGAUAUCAAGCCUAGUAAUAUACUUUUGGACAGGUACUUCUCUGCUAAAAUUGGGGAUUUUGGGCUCGCUAGGUUGAAAUUGGAUUAUCAGAUUGAGGUGUCUGUAGAGGGAUGUGAUGCUACGAAGACGACGAACGGUAGUCAUGGCGGCGGAGUUGAGGAUUAUGGCUCGGUGGUUGAGGAAACUGAGAGUGUCACUACGGUGUUUGAGGAAUUGAAUGCGGGUUUCGAUCUAUCGCCGGAGAGUUUCGUAAAGGUUUCGACUUCGCCCGAGCCGGUGGUGAUGGCGUCUUCGGCGGCUUCUGCGUUGACGGAAUCGCCGGAGGGAUUCGAGAAAGCGAGCGCAUCGGAGAGCAAUUUUGACAAGGCGUCUCCGGCGAAACAGAAUCGGGAUAAAGAUUGGUGGUUGAGACAGGACGAUGGGGCUGUGAAGGACUAUGUGUUGGAAUGGAUUGGGACUGAGAUAAAGAACGAGAGACCGAAGAGUGAUUGGAUUGGACCGACGGCUUCGUCGAGUAAUGAUAAUUUCGGGAAGGCCGAGAAGAAGAAAAAGAAGAGUGGUAGGAAGCAAUUGGAUUGGUGGAUGUCAAUGGAUGACGAAAAGGAAAAAAACGUGAAGAAUUCAUCGAGGAAGGAGAAGAGGAGACCGGCAAGGGAGUGGUGGAAGGAGGAGUACUGCGAAGAGCUCGCGAAGAAAAAGAAGAAAAAGAUGAAGCAACAGAGGGGAACGGUGAGUGAUGUCGAAAAUGGUGAUGGUUGGUGGCUGCAAGACGAGGAAUUCUACACGGAGAGGAGGAGGAAGAACAAGAGCAGGAGUCGAAGUCGGAGUAGCUUAGAUUGGUGGUUGGACGGGCUUAGCGGCGAGCUGAGGAGACCCCGACGCAAUGGCAAUAAUGACUCCGCUAGUGGAGAAAUUCCCAGGAGUGGAGAAAUUCCCAGGAGUGGUGGCUUCAGUAGCACUCCUAGUAUGCGAGGAACCGUGUGUUAUGUUGCCCCGGAAACUGGUUUCGGUGAGAAUGCUUCGGAGAGGUGUGAUGUUUAUAGCUUUGGGGUCUCAUUUUUAGUCCUUAUAGCCGGGAGACGCCCACUUCAGGUGACAACUUCACCUUUAUCCGAAUACAAGAGUGCGAAUCUCUUGUCAUGGGCUCGGCAUCUUGCCCGAGAAGGAAAACUUCUUGAUCUUGUUGAUAAGUCUAUUCAGUCUUUGGAUCAAGAACAGGCUAUUCUUUGCAUCACAGUUGCGUUGCUGUGUUUGCAGAAGAUACCGGCUCGCAGGCCUUCAAUGAAAGAGGUUGUGGGGAUGCUUACUGGGGAAUUGGAACCUCCCCGGUUACCGGCUGAUUUGUCCCCUUCGCCGCAGUCAAGAUUUCCAUUCAAGACUCAUAAAAGGGUCCGGUGAGUUUGUCUAAUUUCUAAACUUGUGUUUGUUUAUUUAUGUUAAACAGUAGAUGGUAUACUGAUUGUAAAUCACUACCCUUCAGUUUUGUGGGUGAUUCACGUAUACAAGAAAAUUUGAGAAGAAAAGAAAGGGAGAUAAUUUAUGUUUCACAUCAAUGGAGUUGAUUAUUACAAAUGCUUUUCUCUUCAUUUUGUUGAUUACAGGAUUGGCAUAUAUUACAUCCAAAAGUUAUUAGAUCUAGCUAUUCAGGGCAUAAAUUUUGGCGUAAAUCAUAACACCGUGACCCCACUUUCUUUCUUUGUUACAUGGAUUUCAGUAUUGUCAUCAUGAACAGUUCCUUUUUGCUUUUCAACGACAAACAUGCUUUUUGUUAGUCUGUUUUCUAGAUACUCGAUUAAGGGACUUCCCUCCUCCUCUCUAACAGUCAACACAGAAGAAGAAAAAAGGAAAAAAGAGAAGAAAAAAAAAAAAGGAAUUGAUGAAAAAGAAAAAGAAAACAAAGAAGUAGCUUGCUUUUUAUCUUUAGAGAAUUUUAUGGCCAGGAGAAUUGUCCCAUUGGUGUCGACACUUUUCAUAGGUUGACCCUGCUUUUUGUAUAUGCAAUUUUGUAUCUUGGUAGAA